Messenger RNA from Cephus cinctus (wheat stem sawfly), 2717 nucleotides. RefSeq lists its product as uncharacterized. Gene Ontology annotation, cellular component: plasma membrane. The transcript has 12 exons. Gene Ontology annotation, molecular function: odorant binding; olfactory receptor activity. NCBI's taxonomy places the organism in Eukaryota, Metazoa, Arthropoda, Insecta, Hymenoptera, Cephidae. Bases 61 to 2586 code for a protein of 841 amino acids. Gene Ontology annotation, biological process: sensory perception of smell; detection of chemical stimulus involved in sensory perception of smell. The record is from RefSeq and is a predicted model, not a curated record.
UUGCAGUCAAUUUGUAAAAUUAUGCGGUAAGUCGUUUGCUCUUUUUUUUUUCUCUCAAGAAUGAAAUUUCAUCGACAGUACGACACUAGUCGAGUUUCUAUCAUGACGUCAAAAGAGAGUGAAUAUCGGUCGGUAAAAUUUAUGCGAAUUUUAAUGAAAAUAGUUGGCAUGUAUUAUACCGAAAAUCCUCGUGAACGAUUGUUGUUACGUGUCGCUUUGACAUACGCAAUUAUUGCAAUCUUAUUUGCACUCGCCGUAGAGUUCGUUGACCUGUAUCACUGUUUAGGAGAUUUUUCGGCUGUCAUGUACAAUUUAUGCUCAACAAUGCCCCUUGUUAUGGUUUUGGUGAAGAUUUCGAAUUUCUUAUUUCACUGGAACGUCAUGAUGUACCUAAUCUCAUUUGCGCAAAAUAAUUUCUGGUGUGAUCCUGACGACGACUUCACCCGCGAGACAAUGAAGCGUUGCGACAAAUAUGGAAAAAUAUUUGUCUACCUCUUCACAAAUUUGGUAUUGUUCGCAGUAUUGGAUUACAUCUUUGCACCAGUUGUGGAAAAUUUUCAUCGAAACGAAACCGACAGAAUUCUUCCAUUCACACUGUGGGUCAAUUUACCAGUCACUGUCACGCCUUAUUAUGAAAUCACUUAUACUAUACAGUCUUUGUCAACACUUUACACAGGAAUUUGUACGUGCUUCUUCGACAACUUCAUAUCAGUCCUAAAUAUUUACGUAGCUGGUCAGCUGGAAAUUUUGGGACAUCGUGUCGAAACUGUAGCAGACACGUGUAUAGAUAUCACCAUGAAGGAUUACGUGUCGGAGAAAUCAAAAUUGGGACUUUCGUUAACCUUGAAAAAAUUUAAAAGCUGUAUAAAUCAACAUCAAAUCCUGAUAUCUUAUAUAGAACAAAUGGAACGUGCUUUCACUUUGAUUCUACUUGGACAAUUAAUACUUUCCAGUUUUGUUAUCUGCGUCGGUGGUUUUCAGCUCAUGGCCACGAUGAGCUUCCUCCGGAAGUUUACAUUUAUCUGUCACUUCAUGGCUGGUCUCACGCAACUCCUACUGUACACUUGGAGCUGCAAUCAAAUAAGUGAAAAAAGUCUUUACAUCUCGCAAGCAGCUUACAACACGCGUUGGUACCUUCUGCCAUACGAUGAAACUGGAAAAUCGUUGAGAAACGGAAUAUUAUUUCUUAUGCUGAGGGCGCAGCGGCCGUGUCAGCUUACAGCAGGAAAAUUUUCACCAAUAACACUGCAAACAUUAACUGCGAUAUUAAGUACGGCUAUGUCUUAUUUUACAAUGCUACGACAAAUGAGCGAAGACGAUUUUGAUGGUCGCCAAGAGAAUAAUGUUGUGACAGUGACACAUGUGACUGAAAUGUCGCGCCGUACAGAUAUCGGUGUGUCGGUAAAAAUAAUAAAAUUUUCUAUGAAAUUAAUUGGGUUAUGGAAAGCUGAUAAUACAAUUGAUAAAGUUGUCACGAUUUUAAUUUAUACAUGUCUAUUAACUCUGAUGACCAUCGGCGUGAUGUUAUCGUUAAUAGACUUUUUUUACACUUUGGAUGACAUUUAUAGUGCUGUGAAUAUAUUUUGCGCAAUGAUUGCUAUUCUUAAUUUAAUCGGGAAAUUAACUAUCUUUGGUAUUAAUCGACAGAAAGUAUUUGACAUUAUUGACCGUAUAGAAGAUACUAUUGAAAAUGGAAAGAAAGAGGAAUACGGUAUAAAUGCGAUUAUAGAUUGUGAGCGUAAGUGCGUCGUGUUGGUAAUAAUCCUUGGAAUUCUAACUCAAGGGGCAACUGCGAAUUACGUGAUUCUUCCUUUCGUGGAAAAUUUCAAUGGAAACACGAGUGUAAAGAGUUUACCAAUCCAGAUCCAUGUUACUAAGCUCUCUCACAGCGAAUCACCGUAUUACGAAAUUGGAUUUGUUCUCGAGGCCGCGAUAGGCGUCAGCGCUGCAAUUUGUUCAGUUACGAUCAACAUAUUUUUGAUGACAACAAAUCUUCAUCUUGUAUGUCAAUUCGAAAUAUUACACAACAAAUUGAAAUGGACUUUUUCAAACGACUUGGAUAUAACGGAUUCCAAUAUCUCACGUUACGCUUUUGAAAAUUUAAAAAAGUGCAUUAAAAUUCACAUGAUGCUCAUCGACUACACUGCACAAAUAGAAAACGCUUGUUCGUAUAUGAUACUUGUGCAAAUGUUAUCGUCUGGCUUACUGAUGUGCACAUCUGGUUUUCAAAUAUUUUUCUUUUCUGGAACGAUACUAAAGUUCGUAUUUGGAACCUCUUUAUUCCUGACAAGUAUCGGAGAAUUUUUUCUCGUUUCUUGGUCAUGCAACGAGAUCAUAUUGGCGAGUGCAAAAGUUGGCGAUAGCGCCUACAAUACAACUUGGUACGGUCUUUCAGCAACUGGUUAUGGAAAAGCAUAUCGAGAUGGAUUACAAUUAUUAAUGAUGCGAAGUCAUCGUCCGUGUUACCUGACAGCUGGAAAAUUUUGCAUCGUAUCGUUGGAAUCCUUCAAUGCGGUGAUAACAACGGCAACGUCAUAUUUCGCGCUGUUGCGUAAAUUCGUGGACGAUGCUGAACUACGUAAUUAGUAAUUAAAAAAAAAACCACCUUGAUUGAUACACGUAUAGUCGUGUACUAUGAUUCCUAUGUAUUAUCAUUCUCGAAAAGCAUAAAUUAUUGUACUCGUCACAGAAGAAGAUUGAAAAAUUUAGAAAAUGCA